AUGGCUGAUCCCCGCCAUGGGUCCUACAAGGAUCUGGUCCAGGCCCAUGGAAAGGAGCUAGAUGUGUUACUACGACAGGGCAUCUAUAAGCCGGUUUUUGUUUAUCAUAUUCUAAUAUUCCACUUUCUACCUAUCAUUGGCCUCAUUAUCCCACGAUCUAGAGCCACCCGGUACGUGCGGCCGGGCAUUUUCGUGGUAUGCCUAGGGGUUUCAAUUGAGACUCUCAAAAGCCACCGAACUUUACUCGGGGGGAAUGGAUAUAUGAUCGGCUUGAUGACCGCGUGGUGGCUAGUAUGGACCGCCACUCUCUUCAUGUUUACCGACCUGGAGCGUGACUUUCAACGAAUUGAGCGAGGAUCCGCGACGGAUCAUGAACCGGAUACAUCCUCCUCAUUGCCAGAGGAUACGAAGUCAAAUAUGAAUUCCAUCUUGGCAAAUGGCCAACGGGCGAGUCCUGUGAGUGGCAAAAAAGCGACCCGCAGUACAUCGACAAUCAUAGACUGUGCAAAGCAGCGCAGCCACAAUACAUUUCAUUGGCAAUCUUAUCCUCGGAAAUUCAGACAUCGUCUCGACUGGUGUGCUGGGCUACUCUUUAACCUUCGAGGUCCUGAGUGGAAUUGGAGAGCACCGAGACUAGGUCCCCUUCCCCGGUCAGUACAUGCACAAUUGGAUUUGGGCUUUGACUCGAACCAGAUUUGCCCGGAGAAUGACGGCGCCUCCAUGAGCCCCAGAAAGACGCUCGAGUCAGCCUUUUAUAUGUGCCUACAAUCCUAUCUUCUCUUAGACUUUCUCAAGGUUGUAAUGAUGCGAGACCCGUACUUUCGAGGCUACGUUUCGAGUGAACUGGGCCCGCCAUUCCCAUUCUCUUGCCUCAUCCCUUUUCCUGUUCUGGUGAACUUCUAUCGGUAUUUCCUUAGUGCGACGGGCGUCUAUGUGGCACUCAAUUUUGUCACAUCAUUUAACCCCAUUUGCUUCUUAGGGCUGUCGCUAGCCUUCCCGAAUGCUUCUCGCAGGUUGACAGCUGCUCCGCUGGAUGAAUCUUGGCUUUACUCUGACAACUUUGGACCCAUCGUCUUUCCUGUUCUUAAUUAUGGGCUAGCCGGAUGUUGGGGAAGGUGGUGGCACCAACUUUUCCGAUACGGAUUCACUGCUAGUGCGCGGUGGGUUCUGUCACUGCUUCCGACAAGCGUUUCGGACAAGCCACAUAUCAGGCGAAUAGUUCAUCUCGUCGUUGCAUUCGCCCUUAGCGGCUUCAUUCAUUCUUGUGGCAGUUUCACGCAGUUCACAGCUACUCAGCCUCUUUCGGGGCCAUUUUUAUUCUUUUCCCUUCAGUGCAUGGCCAUCUUCUUGGAGAGCGUCUUCAAGAGCGUGAUUGUCCCGAGAACGCCUCUUGCCCGCGUUCCUCGGUGGCUCGGACAGACAGCUAAUGCAUUCGGGGUCAUCAUGUGGUUUCUCUACUCUGGUGGAUUUAUUGCAGACGACUUUGCAAGAGGCGGAUUGUGGUUAAUGGAGCCAGUUCCCAUAAGUCCACUUAGAGGUCUCGGCCUUGCGCGAGACAAAGGAUGGUGGUGCUGGGACUUGCCAUGGUUUGGGUACUGGAGUGAUGGAACCUACUGGGGCAGUGGAAUCCGGGUUAUAUAA
Molecule: messenger RNA, 1641 nt
Organism: Penicillium macrosclerotiorum
Lineage: Eukaryota; Fungi; Ascomycota; Eurotiomycetes; Eurotiales; Aspergillaceae
Product: wax synthase family protein
Exons: 1
Coding region: 1-1641 (546 amino acids)
Biological process (GO): lipid metabolic process
Source: RefSeq, a predicted model, not a curated record